Messenger RNA from Plasmodium reichenowi, 654 nucleotides. RefSeq names its product glycolipid transfer protein, putative. Gene Ontology annotation, cellular component: cytosol; membrane; cytoplasm. NCBI's taxonomy places the organism in Eukaryota, Apicomplexa, Aconoidasida, Haemosporida, Plasmodiidae. Gene Ontology annotation, molecular function: ceramide 1-phosphate transfer activity; ceramide 1-phosphate binding. Bases 1 to 654 code for a protein of 217 amino acids. The record is from RefSeq and is a predicted model, not a curated record. Gene Ontology annotation, biological process: ceramide transport; intermembrane lipid transfer. The transcript has a single exon.
AUGAGUAGUUUUAGCGAAGGUGAAAUAUUUAUUGCCAAUAUAGAAAAGAAAUCACUAGAAUGUAGAGAAAAUGACGAAAUCGUUGUAUUAAAAAUAUGUGAAUUAUGUAAUAUCAUAUAUCCAAUUUUUAAUAAAAUAUUUGGGAAUGGUUUUGUAGGUGAUACCUUAAAAAAGGAUCUAAAAAAUUCUUCUUCUCAAGUUCAACGAGCUAUUGAAAAAUUUCCUGAAGAAACAAAAUAUGUUUCCAUGUUAUAUUCAUAUAACAUAAAUAAGUAUGAGAAUAUGGAAAAAUUAAAAAGGGAUUUAGAUAAUGGAAUUAUAAGUUUCUUAUGGAUGAAAAGAACAUUAGAAUUUAUUAUAAUAUUUUUGGAAAAAUGUUAUAUAACAUGUAAUGAAACAAAAUUAUCCAUAUGUGCACAAGAAGCAUAUAAUGAAGUAUUAAAAAAAUAUCAUGGAUUUAUUACUUCAAAAAUAGUAAAACUAUGUUUAAAGCUGUCUCCAACUAAAGAUAUUUUAACCAAAAAAUUAGGAUUUCAAACAAAUCAACAAGCUUCCACUGUACUUCAAAAAUGUCUUUCCAUUACAAAACCUUUGGUCAGAGAUAUUUCUGUUACUAUAGAAAGAUUCAAUUGUGAUUUUGAGGAAAAAAUUUAA